ACGGACCUACACUCCCUGCCAUCUGCUCACAAGAAAGCGGCGAGGUGCUGAUGCCAUGGCUCGUCGGUGUUGGCAGCGUUAUAGUUGUAGUGGCAGCAGUGGUGGCAGUUGUGACAAUGAUACGCACAAGCCAACGAGGUUAAGUUCCCCAAGAGCCAAGCAGGGCCAGGAUGCCAGCUCCGUCAGAGGUACUUCACUCGACAGGCCCAAGAGUUUGAUGUACAUAAGCAACAGCAGCUUAUAUGAACCUUUUGACGACACAGGUUUGAGGAGGCAACAAGGGCAGGGUGACAGACUUCUCAGUGGCUCUCCACCUCCAGGAACCGAUGGAGCAGUGUACGUAAUCACCAACAGCCUGUAUGAACCGUUUUGCGCCCUCACUGACAAAGAUACUAAAUACUAGAGAACGAUAAGGACACGCAGGCCAUAUACUCGAAUGUGUGGGAGACCUGACGAUUGGAAGAAUUAGGAGUGAAAGGCAUAACUACGAGAAGACAGCAACAUGACCGCCCCCAAGCCAUCCUCCAGCAACGCCUUUCUCACUAGUUACCACUUUAACAGGUUCAUGCAUCGUGGGUUUGAACUCAGGACUGCUGUUUCAUUACGAGUCACAUCGCUUGUCAAUUACACGGUUCCAUUUUUCGUGUGAACUUUUAUUCAUUUAGUUUUUUUUAUUACAGACGUAUUUAGUAAUAUAAUGUAAUUAGUCUUAACAAGAGCAUGGCAAAUUCGACAGAAUCAUGGUUGAGGGUACGAGUGCAGGUGUUAUCGUUGCGUAUGUACAGAGACGCAAUAUCCAGUUAUGGGCUGAAAUUAAGGAGAGAGAUAGUAGGAGGGAACAAAAGAGAAUGUCAUGAAGACACCGCCACCACCAUCAUCGGGCAUUACUAAUCCACUGCACGACAACAGCUAUUCCCAACUCCCUUUCCCUCCUCUGCUUCCUUUACCUCUCAGAUUUUUUAAUAUGUGUUCCUGCUCCGGCAGAUGUUCGACCUUCAAAUCUCCAUCUGAUUCCGUCUGCCCUGACUUUCACAAUUUCUGGGAUCAAAUUCUUGUAGUUCGGUUGUUCAUGUUUACAGUUCUAUGCCGAAAUGAUCCUUCCCACAUCUAUUUCUUGUUCUCAAUCGUCUUUAGAAUAUUUUUAAUUUUGUUUCCUAGUCCAUUAUGGUUGUUACCGAUCUUCGUGGUAUGCUCAUACAUAUUCUAUCAAUUUUUUAUAGUGGAAAUAUAAUUUUUCUCUCGAGCUCUUGCGCAACGCUAUGCUACUGAAGUGUAUGUUUGGAAUGGCAGUAUUACUACACACCCUUCUCUUCAGAAAGUGACAGGUUGCUAUUUAUGAUAAAAGUAUAUUUCCAGUUUCCUCCAAUUCCAAUCCAGAUUCCAAUUUUGGCACGCAGACUACUUUUCAUUAAUUAAUUAUCAUAGAUCAUGUGAUCAUUUCCUAUACUACAUCAAGUGUCCUGUUGCUGAUCAUUAUUUGUUAUCCUGCCAAACGAUUAUUAAUAUUACUUUAAUUUUCUUCAUAAUUAUUGUCGUACCUACUGUGAAGUUACUCGAUCUUUCUUUGCAAGUUUUCCUCAAACUCAGUAAGACUAUGUCGUCUGCAAAUCUGAGGUUAUAAAGUUAUUCUUCAUUUAUCAUGCUUUAUAUGUCUUCCCAAUUUAAUUUCUUAAAUGUUUCUAAGCAAGCCGUUCAUGAUUUUUGGAGAUGGUGCCAAACACUUUUCAUAAGAAAUUUCUCCGGUUUCUUAUGGAGUUCAAUUUCAAUGGUUGCCGUGCUGCUUCACCGCACACUUUUACGGACGGUUCAUCUACGCUCUGCCUAAUGAGUGUCUGCAUAACUACUGAAGGAGGAACCGAUUCAUUUUUUUGUAUAUACAAUAAAAGCCAUGAAUAGUGGCCAAUUUUUUUCUAAGACUUUGUUGCCAACGUGAAUAUGUUCUACUGUUGAGUAUUCACUAGGGGGUAUUCUCUUGGGUGAUUGGAUAAAGAGUUGUAACUCUGUUUGUGAUUAUUUUAGUGAAAAGUUGGAAAUUUACGGGGAUUCAACUUAUGGGGGACUUUCCAAACUCCUAGUAAGUAGGAGGUAGGUCUGUGCCAUCCAGUCAUACGGUAUGGAGACGGAAAUGCACAACCUCUCAUUUCUUUCUCUGGGUUUAUGAGGCUAGUACUACUUGGUCAUACGUAAUGGGAGCAUACUGCAUAAUAGCAUCAUGGGACGCAUACAGCAAUGCUGCAUUUAUUAAAUUUUUCCUAUUUGUCGUUAGAUUUAUAUAUACUUACGUCUUUGUUUUGUGAGUUUAUUAUACAAUGGUGUUCUACAUAUAAUUACAAU
Eriocheir sinensis (Chinese mitten crab) is the source of this 2334-nucleotide messenger RNA. RefSeq lists its product as uncharacterized. The coding region runs from base 56 to 403 and encodes 115 amino acids. The record is from RefSeq and is a predicted model, not a curated record. NCBI's taxonomy places the organism in Eukaryota, Metazoa, Arthropoda, Malacostraca, Decapoda, Varunidae. The transcript is spliced from 4 exons.